CAGAGCACAGGAGGAGAAACACAGGUCUAACCAGAACCGUGACUGUGCAGCUUCCAGCGCCCGAGACUCGGCAUGAGCCCCCGGUAAAGCGGCUCGGCGGCCCCGUAGUGCCCGUGUUUAGUCCCGACGGGCCGAGACCCAGAGAGCCAUGCUGGCUCCCCGCUGCACAUCUGGCCGGCUCCCCGCCUGCUGGGCCACCGCCGCGCUGCUGCUGCUGCUGUCGGCGGGCACCGUGCGCUCCUCCCAGGGCGACAAGGAGCCGGUCUACCGGGACUGCGUGAAGCUGUGUGUCCGGACCAACUGCACCGGAGCCCGGCUGCGGGGCUUCCAGUCCGCGCAGCCGCAGUACAUGGCGCUGACAGGUUGGACAUGCCGUGAUGAUUGUCGUUAUCAGUGCAUGUGGACCACUGUGGGUCUUUACCAGGCAGAGGGGUACAGGGUCCCUCAGUUCCACGGCAAGUGGCCAUUUGCGCGCUUCCUGUGUUUUGAGGAGCCGGCAUCUGCGCUUGCAUCUCUGCUCAAUGGCUUGGCCUGCCUUCUCAUGCUGCUGCGCUACCGGAGCACGGUGCCACGCCAGAGCCCCAUGUAUCACACCAUCAACGCCUUCUCUUUGAUAUCCCUGAAUGCCUGGUUGUGGUCCACGGUAUUUCACACCCGGGACACCUAUCUCACUGAGAAAAUGGACUAUUUCUGUGCAACAGCAGUCAUUCUUUACUCAAUCUACCUUUGUUGUGUCAGAACUUUAGGUUUGAGGCGACCUGGGGUGUCCAGCAUAGUGGGAGUCGUGCUCAUCUUGGUCUUUACAGCGCACGUGUCCUACUUGACCUUUGUCAGUUUUGACUACGGCUACAACAUGGCUGCCAACGCCACUAUCGGCAUGGUGAACCUGCUGUGGUGGCUGUGUUGGUGCUGGCAGAACCGCCGAACUCUCCCUUACUGGUGGAAGUGCGGCCUGGUGGUGAUGCUGCUUCAUGGACUGGCCCUGCUGGAGCUGCUGGACUUCCCCCCGCUGCUCUGGGUCUUAGAUGCUCAUGCAGUUUGGCACCUCAGCACCAUCCCAGUGCACUUCCUUUUCUACAGUUUCCUCAUCGAUGACAGCCUGUACUUACUAAACACAGAGAAGAUGGGGGUUAAAGUGGAGUAGGAGGAGCUCAUCGCCUCUUCAUCAUGCCUCUACCUGCACACCUCUCCAAACAGGGCAGCUGAACACCUGAACACUGAAGUAGCUCAGUCUCCCAGAUGACAUGCAUGACACCACUGAUUUUCAUCAAUGUACACUUUGUUUACAUUCCUGAUCAUUUUUUGGUUGUUGUUUAGUUUUUUUUAAAUUUUGUAUUCGUUUUUGGUGUCAUGGUUAAUGUUUGUACUACUUUGCCUUGUACUGCCAUUUGUGCUACCUUUUGGUUUACUAUUUGUCACAACUGUAAUACUGGAUGCUGCAAUACAUGAUGAUGACGAAGGGUUAUUCAUCUCAUUGGAUCCC
Messenger RNA from Cololabis saira (Pacific saury), 1483 nucleotides. It is a transcript of the gene pgap3, whose product is annotated as post-GPI attachment to proteins phospholipase 3. The transcript is spliced from 8 exons. The record is from RefSeq and is a predicted model, not a curated record. Gene Ontology annotation, biological process: GPI anchor biosynthetic process. The coding region runs from base 149 to 1144 and encodes 331 amino acids. Lineage: Eukaryota; Metazoa; Chordata; Actinopteri; Beloniformes; Belonidae. Gene Ontology annotation, molecular function: hydrolase activity, acting on ester bonds. Gene Ontology annotation, cellular component: endoplasmic reticulum membrane.